Leguminivora glycinivorella is the source of this 3685-nucleotide messenger RNA. RefSeq names its product peroxidase-like. NCBI's taxonomy places the organism in Eukaryota, Metazoa, Arthropoda, Insecta, Lepidoptera, Tortricidae. Gene Ontology annotation, biological process: response to oxidative stress. The record is from RefSeq and is a predicted model, not a curated record. The transcript is spliced from 13 exons. Bases 172 to 2559 code for a protein of 795 amino acids. Gene Ontology annotation, molecular function: peroxidase activity; heme binding.
CGCUGCUGCCAUUCAGUGCAAGUUUAGCAGUAGAGGUGAAAUUGGCUCCAUUGCCAAUCUAAUGGAACAUCGUUCUUUUGAGCAAGUCCCGUCAGCUAUAGUGCUCAACAAACUAAACAUUCGCGUGAAACGUGAUAAUUGUCGUAAACAGCAAAUUCUGCUCCUGCUAUUAUGUUGUUUAAACGGAUCAUUGAAGGAAAGUCGAUGUUGAACGCUGAAACCACCAAGGCCAAGUCUCCGGAGAAAUGUUCCAGAAGGCGGUCUGAAUGCGAUGGGUGUGGGGAACAUUCCACUAUUCUGGAAGAAAUGGUCAAGGUGGUUAUGCUGGGAGUUGUGCUGUGGGCGGGAGUGACGUUUGGGAGCCAUGUUGCUCCUUACCCGCUUAAUCUUAUAGUUAAUUCUGACAAUCUUCACCCGCCUCCAAUGUACGACUUCCCGUUUCCAAGUGCAGACAUGUUAAAAAGACUUCCCCCUGUAACUGGAGCUCAAACGAACAAAUCUAUCAGUAUUAGCAAGUUUUCAAUUUCGUUGUUAGAGAGGCUAGAACAAAAUCUUAACUCUGCUGGGAUCACUCCGAGAGCAGGAUCGCCUGGAAAGGGGCUCAUGAUCCAAGGACUCCCUUCAGAUGACGCGAUGCUUUAUGAAAAGUCAUCUAUGAUUAUCACAAAAGCGUCACAGAAUCUGGUUGUAACUCGAUGCACAAGGUUCGGUUUGGCUAAGGACGAGUGUGCGAGUUAUGUCAGUACUUUGAACUUGCGUGAUACUGAAUAUGGGCCGGAGUGUGCUGCGCUGGAAAGGCUGGCGUGUCGUUCGAACAAGUUAUCAUCACGUUAUCGCUCUUUCGAUGGCUCUUGUAAUAAUCCUGUGCGGUCUUCCUGGGGCCAGUCACUUACUGGCUACAAGCGGCUUUUGCACCCAAGAUAUGCUGACGGCAUCGAGGAGCCACGUACUUCUGCAAAUUAUAAGCCUUUGCCGUCUGCUCGUUUAGUCAGCACCAAACUCACCAGUAACUUGGAUAGACCUGAUGAUAAAAAGAGCAUUGCCUUGCCUGUUUGGAGUCAGUUCAUCUACCAAGACUUGGUUCACAUUCCUGUAAGGAAGACAAUUCACACCAAUCAGGCGAUCCGCUGCUGCGACAAUGAUGGCUCAGCACUGUCACCUCGCUACCUCCAUCCGAGCUGCAUGCCCAUAUCUGUGCCUUUUGAUGAUCCCUUCUACAAAAAGGAAUAUCAAACCUGCAUGGAGUAUACCCGAUCGGUCACAACCUACAGAGGAGACUGCAGUUUUGGUGCUUCAGAACAGAUGAACCAAGCCACUCAUUUCAUGGAUGGGUCUCAGCUGUAUGGCACAAACGGCCGCGAGGCGGCAGCGCUCCGCGAGAAGGAAGGAGGCCUGCUCAAGACCUCGGGCCCUGGCGCGAACCUGCCUCCGCUGUCUUCUGACCCAUCUGCGUAUUGUCUGGCCGGCAGUGGCGAGACCUGCUUUAAAGCUGGUGACGUCCGCGUGAACAUGCAUCCAUGGCUGACGAGCAUGUACGCGCUGUGGAUGCGCGAGCACAACCGCGUGGCGCGGGCCCUGGCCGCGCUCAACCCGGCCUGGAGCUCCGACCGCCUGUACCACGAGGCGCGCCGCAUCGUCGUCGCUGAGAUGCAGCACAUCACCUACGCUCACUGGCUGCCCGCUCUUACUGGUAAAGCGUUCGACGAGCUAUAUGACAGCUACGACACGGGUUACAACUCGGACGUGAAUCCGACCGUCAGCAACUCGUUCGCCACGGCCGCCUUCCACUUCGUGCACACCAUGCUCGACCAGGACAUCGAGCUGGUCGACGCUAGCGAUGACGUCACUUCCCACCGCCUCAAGGAGACGUUCUUCAAGCCAAACAUCGUGCCUGGAAACCUGGAGAAGAUUCUGAGGGGCAUGGCAGCGCAGAAGAGCCAGGGGAUGGAUUUGAACUACGAUGAUGAUGUGCGACAAGGUUGGUUAGGCGGACUGGACGCGUUGGCACUAGAUGUCCAGCGCGGCCGCGACCACGGGCUGCCCGGCUAUGCAGCAUACCACGCGCUCUGCGGCCUGCCGCCCGCAACUACCUUCCAGCACUUCACCGACGUCAUCCCACAAGAGGUGGUCGACAAGCUAAUGGAGGUUUAUGAGCAUCCCAACGACGUGGAUCUGGUCGUGGGCGCCAUGGCCGAGACCCCUCUGCCGGGCUCUUCCUUCGGACCUACCUUCACGUGCCUUAUCAAGGAGCAACUGUGGCGCACGCGCUCCGGAGACCGUUACUUCUACUCGCACGCAGACGAAGCCGGCAGCUUCAGCAAGCGGCAGCUGGCCGAGCUGAAACGCGCCUCGCUCGCGCGCCUGCUGUGUGACAAUGGUGGCCUUACCGCAGUACAGAGGAACGCCUUCCAGCCGAGCUCGCCCAGCAACCCCAAAGUUCCUUGCGACGAGAUCAAGAAGGUGAACCUGGAGGCGUGGCAGGAGGCGCCGCAGCCGGACCUGCUGUCGCGCACCACCAAGUGGAUCAAGACGCGCGUGGCCUCCGACCGCACCCGCUAACUGCACGGCGACUGCACGACUGCAACUGCGUCGACGUUGCGACGGGCCUGUAGCCGUACUUAACCUUGGGAACCAAUCUACUAAUCAAGACACCUAUAUUGUCUCGUUCUCAAUCAAUCGUCGCCUCGUCUUGUGUGCCCGUGCAAUAUUUAUUAGUAUUUACGCAACGUGUCUGCCUUAAACAGUUUUUUAAGUAGGUAGUGAUCUUGGGUUGUCAUAGUCGUACGAUUUUUCAUAGAUGUCUAAGCGAAAAUGUAUCAUAAUUUAGACAAAAUUUGAGUGAAAUUUGCUUUGAAAGUGAGUCUAAAUUUUGUUCCGAACCGCAGUACGGAAAGUUCUAGUAGAGACGUUCAGUAUUUGUGUAUAAAAUAAAUUACUCGUCUAGGAAUAAGUCAGUGCCACGUCCUACCCCUAGUGCAGCGGCUGUGAUAGUGGCGGCUUCUUGUAUUAGACCCAUAUGUUAAAAGGUCUAGGGAGCUGCUUAAAACUGUGAAAAACCCAUUUAAGUAGUUUCUAAAUUUACAAAGUUUAAAUUAUUUUUAAUACCAGACAACUUUUUCACUUAUUUUGAUUAAGUAGUUAGAUAUAUUCACACUAUGUAACAGCGUACUGUGCGCUUUGCACAGUGUUGGAAUAAUCAUUCAUAAUUAGGACGGUUCUUCGUAGUUCAUUAAAUAUUAAUACUCAUUGAGGUAAAUUAUCAUCCCAUCAAAAGCAUAAUUAGUUUUAUAUAAAUAUCACUUAAUAUAAAAAGGCACAUAAUUGAUGCUUUACAGCUGAAUUGAUGACAUCGAAAAUUCUAAUUUUAUUUUUAACUGACGGCCUUUCGUGGCCAAUGCCAAAGACUGGAAUGCAAUUCAUUGCGUUUAUCGAAUUUCAAUUUAGGAUAUAACCCAGACGCCUGAAUCUUAGCUUGCAUUUCCACGUCUAGCGCCGUCGUCUGUUCCGACUAAGAUUUAGGGCGUGUCUGAAUAGAAGACUUAAUAUAGUUUAAGGUGUUAAACGGAUGAGACGAAAGUUGGGGAAAUAGUGAAAAAUAAAAUAAAAUUAAGAAACGCAAAGCAUUAGUAAGACACUGAUUACACUAGUAGUUAUAAAAGUAAAACCAAUUUUGAUUUAAAUUUUU